AUGCGCCUCACUAGCAGGCUGCUCCAACACGCCUGCCGCAUAACUCUCUUCACGCGGGAGAAUUGUGGGCUAUGUACUCAGGCAAGAUCCGUCCUCUCGGAUGUCUGGGACCAGCGUCCCUUCGAAUUCAAAGAGAUUGAUAUUGUUAAAUCCGAGUCAAUACCUCGGUGGCGCGACCUGUACGAUUUCGAUGUCCCAGUGAUCCAUGUCUCUAAGGCUACCGCGCCAGAAGAACAGCCGCAGAGCGCCUCCAAGGCCGUCAAGCUCAUGCAUCGGUUUACCACCGAUGAGGUUCAAUCUAAAAUGGAUGCCGUUGAGAAGGCUUAA
Messenger RNA from Neoarthrinium moseri, 327 nucleotides. RefSeq lists its product as uncharacterized. The record is from RefSeq and is a predicted model, not a curated record. The coding region runs from base 1 to 327 and encodes 108 amino acids. The transcript has 2 exons. NCBI's taxonomy places the organism in Eukaryota, Fungi, Ascomycota, Sordariomycetes, Amphisphaeriales, Apiosporaceae.